AACUAAAAAAAAAAAAAAAAUGAAAGUUUCGGGAGGGACGAAGUAGCCGAUAAAACAACAAGCACCACAAGUUCUUCCAAUUCGACUGAUAUUAUUUUCCACAAGGUCAAGAUGGAACCUUCUGAGUGAACUGUGACAACACAAUUGAGAAGGAAGAAGCACCGGAAAUUCAUUCAUUUAGCUUUAGCAAUUAAUUAGUAGCCACACUCAAAAAUGGCGCCAAAUAGCGACAACGAUGACGACACAAACGACGCCGUUUCAUCAAAUCCACCUACGGAGGAAACAACCGCCACCAAGAGGCGGCGUUUGAACUCCUCCACCAUCGAAACCCUCACAUCACCGCCACUUCCCACUCUUCCAUUCGAAAUCAUCGCAGAUAUUCUCUCUAAGCUUCCAGUCAAAUUCCUCAUGCAACUUAAAUCCGUCAGUAAACCCUGGAAAUCUCUCAUCUCCGAUCCUAAAUUCGCCAAAAAGCACCUUCGUGUGUCAACCACGCGCCACCACCUUAUUUUAACCUACGUUAAUUCCUCACGCGAGUUUGUUAUCACGGAUUACCCUCUCUCCUCCGUCUUUACAGAAAUAACCGCCACGGCCGCCGCUGCUACACAGCUAGAUUACCCUCUGCCCAGUCGAAACCGUUUCGAUGUCAUUGUUGGAUCUUGCCAUGGUAUACUCUGUUUUGCACUCGAUCAACGUUUUGCUCUUUUGUGGAACCCUUCCAUUAGAAAAUUUGUGAAAUUGCCUUCUUUGGAGAAUCCAAAACGAGAAGGAAGUUACACAAUAUAUGGAUUUGGCUAUUGCUAUGAUAAUUUCAAUGAUAAUUACAGUUACAAGGUUGUUGCUGUUAAUUGUUAUGAAUCUGAAUCAGAUAAUAGGGUUUACAAAACUAAUGUGAAGGUUCAUACUUUGGGCACCAAUUCUUGGAGAUGGAUUGAAGAUUUUCCUUCUGGUGUUCCUUUCGAUUCAUCGGGAACAUUCGUUAGCGGAACUAUUAAUUGGUUGGCAUCUAAAGAUUCUUAUACUACAUGGAUCAUUGUUUCUCUCGAUUUGGAGAAGGAAUGUUAUCAAGAGUUAGUGCAGCCUAAUUAUGGAGCGGUAACGGUGGUUACUUUAACGUUAGAGGUGGUGAGGGAUUGCUUGUGCAUUCUUGCUCAUAGUGAUACUUUUUCAGAUGUUUGGCUUAUGAAAGAGUAUGGAAAUAAAGAUUCUUGGACUAAAUUGUUCCGUAUUCCUUACAUGGGAGAUGUCGGGCCUUGUCCUUACACCAAAGUACUUUAUGUUUCUGAGGAUGAUCAGGUGUUGCUAGAGUGUCAGGCUGAGUUGGUUGUUUACAAUUCUAAAGACGGUACUUUUAAAACACCCGAAUUUCAAAACAUCAAUCGUUGGAUGGUCCCUGAAGUCUACGAAGAAAGUUUGAUAUCCCCUUGUUCUUAAUAGUAGAAUGUACUGUAUUUAAUAAUGUAGAUGUCAUGUUAUGCCGCUUGUGCAUUAGGUUUAUGAAGAGUCAUCUACUGGAAUCUUCAACUCCAUAACUACAAUAUGUUAAUUUCAAUUUGUGUCAUGUACCUUAUAUUUUUGUUGGUUACAUCAUGGAUUUUGUUCACUAUUAGUUGAUGUAAUAUGUUGCUUGAGAAAUUGCUGUGUUAGGUUUAAUUUAUUUGAUAGUUAGAGUUUUUUGCUGGUUCUUCAAUUGUGCACUUCAUUAUAUGGUUAGUGGUUUGGUUUUCUAAUAUUGGAAUUAGGUCUAUUCCCUUUGGCUGUCACUUGUGUGUA
Molecule: messenger RNA, 1773 nt
Organism: Trifolium pratense (red clover)
Lineage: Eukaryota; Viridiplantae; Streptophyta; Magnoliopsida; Fabales; Fabaceae
Product: F-box/kelch-repeat protein At3g23880-like
Exons: 1
Coding region: 214-1434 (406 amino acids)
Molecular function (GO): protein binding
Source: RefSeq, a predicted model, not a curated record